AAUUAUGACACCGUUAGGUUUCCCCCUCCACAUUGUAUAGCCGUAUACUUCCCUUCUUUUGAAUUAGGGCUUAGAUUUCCUCUUCACCCGUUUUUUAGAGAGGUGUUAGAGUUUUUGGACGUCUCAGUGCCCGAGUUAUACCCGAACGCCUGGGGUUGUAUGGUGGCCUUUUUGAUCUUGUGUAAAGUUUUGGCCGUGCCACCAACACUCACAGCUUUUAGAUAUAUAUUCAGAGCCCGCCUAUGUAAUUCCCAAUCAUACGGCUGUGGCUGGAUUACUUUCACCCACCGUCGAGGACUGAAGAUAGUCCAAGACCUCCCCGAUAACCAGAAGGGGUAUAGGACAAAAUUCGCAUACUUAUACAACUCAGAGGGAUGGAAUAUCAAGACCUCUUUUGAUAUAAAGCCCAAUCUCUCGGGUUUUAAUAAUGGGAUCCCGCAAUGUUCCUUUAACGAUGCGGUGAUCAUAGAAUAUGCAAAGAUGGACGUUCAAUUGGGAAGGAAACCAAUGAACGUCCAACUUAAUUGGUUACCUGGUCGUCCUGAGCUGGAGAAUGAGAACCUCCUCUCAGCCUUCGGCAUUAGCUUGGCUAUCGAUCGGAGGAUAGCCAAGCAAAAUCUUCGAGCCAAGAGUCCUGAACUAAUGAAGAAAUUCAGUGUUCUGAGACUUGCUUCAGGGGCCAUCCAGCGGGCCGAGGAUAAGCCUCUUCCCCUUCCUCCAAAGGACUCGGCAACCGUGGAGAAGGGUCUGGAGGACGUGCCUUCGGAGCAAGAGGCUCUCCGACUUCUUGAAGAAAGAAAGCAGGUUCAUAUCCCCGAUGAAUCUGAGAGGGUGGUUCCUCCUCAGACGAGGGGUGCGACAAAAAAGAGUGGGAAGAAGAAGAGGAAGCGGGAUUCUUCUUCCCACAAGGAGAAGUCGGCAAAGAGGCCCUCCGUGGGCGCGGUCCCUACCGUCCGGCCCCUCCAAAUAAGAUAA
Molecule: messenger RNA, 975 nt
Organism: Amaranthus tricolor (Joseph's coat)
Lineage: Eukaryota; Viridiplantae; Streptophyta; Magnoliopsida; Caryophyllales; Amaranthaceae
Exons: 4
Coding region: 160-975 (271 amino acids)
Source: RefSeq, a predicted model, not a curated record